ACCUGGGUCGGCACCCGAGCCUGUCAUCCGGGAGGGGUCGGCGGGGAGCAGGCGGCUAUGCACCCGGGUCCCCCGCCCACGGGCCGCGCCCAGCUAGCGGCCCCCGCCCCGCGGCCCCGCCCCUUGCCCCACCCCAGCCGGGAGACUUAGCUGGGGCCGCAGCGCGGCGGCGGCAACAUCACUCUCGCCGCCGCUGCUCCGCCCCAUCCCCUUCUGUUUUUCUCUCAUUCUCCAGUGGCGGCGGUGGGGAAGGCGGAGGCAGAGGCAGCAGCAGCCGCGCUGGCUGCAAUGAAUGAUCCCCCAGCUGGGGGGCAGGACUCCAGGUGAGCCUCUGCCCUCGGGAGGGCCGGGACCCCCGGCCGCCCCGCACCGGCAGCCCCCGCCAUGGAUCCCUAGAGGGAGGAGGAGGAGGCGAAGACAGCCCUGCCGCCCACCCCCAUCCCAUUUUCCUCUUCCUUUAUCUCAUUGUUGCCGAAGCUGUUUACGGCAGCGCUCCCUCUGCCCCAGCAUGGGGCGGGCUCCGGGCACUGCCCUUCAGCAGGCGCUGCUCCCGCGGCUGCCCGGGGAUUCUGCCUAAUUCUACCUCCCCAGUCCGUGCACCAAGGAUCAGAAAGCAGUGGAGGCCCGGACUGCAGCAGCGGCGGGGCCACUUCCCAGCAUCCCCACCCUAGGAGGCUGCAUGCGGAUUGAAGAACGGCGCCUGGGGGCUGGGCUGGCCCCACUGAUCCCGACCUAAGGAAUAGGACAGCAGGACCGCCCAGGCUGUGCAGGGGAGCAGAGGAAAGGACAGCAGCAAGAUGGCCAGUAAGAACAAGACCAGUGAAGCCCUGAAGGUGGUGGCCCGGUGCCGCCCCCUCAGCAGGAAGGAGGAGGCAGCUGGUCAUGAGCAGAUCCUGACCAUGGACGUGAAACUGGGCCAGGUGACCCUGCGGAAUCCCCGUGCAGCCCCUGGGGAACUGCCCAAGACCUUCACCUUUGACGCCGUGUACGAUGCCAGCUCCAAGCAGGCAGACCUGUAUGAUGAAACCGUGAGGCCCCUGAUAGACUCGGUGCUUCAGGGUUUCAAUGGCACGGUGUUUGCCUAUGGCCAGACAGGCACUGGCAAGACUUACACGAUGCAGGGGACCUGGGUGGAGCCUGAGCUGCGCGGGGUCAUCCCCAAUGCCUUUGAACACAUCUUCACCCACAUCUCCCGCUCCCAGAACCAGCAGUACCUGGUCCGGGCCUCUUACCUGGAGAUCUACCAGGAGGAGAUUCGAGACCUGCUCUCCAAGGAGCCAGGCAAAAGGCUAGAGCUGAAGGAAAACCCUGAGACAGGCGUCUACAUCAAGGACCUUUCUUCCUUUGUCACCAAGAAUGUCAAAGAGAUCGAACAUGUGAUGAACCUGGGGAACCAGACCCGCGCGGUGGGCAGCACCCACAUGAACGAGGUCAGCUCCCGCUCCCACGCAAUCUUCGUGAUCACUGUGGAGUGCAGUGAGCGUGGCUCUGAUGGCCAGGACCACAUCCGUGUGGGGAAACUCAACCUGGUGGACCUGGCUGGCAGUGAGAGGCAGAACAAGGCGGGCCCCAACACAACUGGAGGGACAGCCACACAGUCCACGGGUGGUGGCAGCAAUGGAGGUGGCGGUGGCAGUGGUGGAGAGAGACCUAAGGAAGCCUCCAAAAUCAACCUUUCUCUGUCUGCCCUGGGCAACGUGAUUGCUGCUCUGGCAGGUAACAGGAGCACCCACAUCCCCUACCGGGACUCUAAGCUGACCCGGCUGCUCCAGGACUCUCUGGGCGGGAAUGCCAAGACCAUCAUGGUGGCCACACUGGGACCAGCUUCUCACAGCUAUGAUGAGAGCCUCUCUACCCUACGCUUUGCCAAUCGAGCCAAGAACAUCAAGAACAAGCCACGGGUGAAUGAGGACCCCAAGGACACGCUGCUGCGGGAAUUCCAGGAGGAGAUUGCCCGCCUGAAGGCCCAGCUGGAGAAGAAGGGGAUGCUGGGGAAGAGGCCCAGGAGGAAGAGUAGCCGCAGGAAGAAGGCUGUGUCAGCCCCAGCGGGGUACCCUGAGGGGCCGGUGAUUGAGGCCUGGGUGGCCGAAGAGGAGGAUGACAACAACAACAACCACCGUCCACCCCAGCCCAUCCUGGAGUCAGCCUUGGAGAAGAACAUGGAGAAUUACCUUCAGGAACAGAAGGAGCGACUGGAGGAAGAGAAGGCGGCCAUUCAGGAUGACCGCAGCCUGGUAAGCGAGGAGAAGCAGAAGCUGCUGGAGGAGAAGGAGAAAAUGCUGGAGGACCUGCGGCGGGAGCAGCAGGCCACAGAGCUGCUUGCAGCCAAGUACAAGGCCAUGGAGAGCAAGCUGCUCAUCGGUGGCAGAAACAUUAUGGAUCACACCAAUGAGCAGCAGAAGAUGUUGGAACUGAAGAGGCAGGAGAUUGCUGAACAGAAACGCCGGGAACGGGAAAUGCAGCAGGAGAUGAUGCUCCGAGAUGAGGAGACCAUGGAGCUCCGGGGUACCUACACUUCCCUACAGCAAGAGGUGGAGGUCAAAACCAAGAAACUCAAGAAGCUCUACGCCAAGCUGCAGGCGGUGAAGGCGGAGAUCCAGGACCAACACGACGAGUACAUCCGCGUGCGGCAGGACCUGGAGGAGGCGCAGAACGAGCAGACCCGGGAACUCAAGCUCAAGUACCUAAUAAUCGAGAACUUCAUUCCCCCUGAGGAGAAGAACAAGAUCAUGAACCGGCUCUUCCUGGACUGCGAGGAGGAACAGUGGAAGUUUCAGCCGCUGGUGCCAGCUGGAGUUAAUAACAGCCAAAUGAAGAAACGGCCAACGUCUGCAGUGGGCUACAAGAGGCCUAUCAGCCAGUAUGCUCGGGUUGCCAUGGCAAUGGGGUCCCACCCCAGGUACAGGGCUGAAAACAUAAUGUUUUUGGAGCUGGACGUAUCCCCCCCAGCUGUCUUUGAGAUGGAAUUCUCUCAUGACCAAGAACAAGACCCCCGUGCACUACACAUGGAGAGACUCAUGAGGCUGGACAGCUUUCUGGAAAGACCUUCCACAUCUAAAGUUCGAAAGUCCCGAUCCUGGUGCCAGAGUCCUCAGCGGCCGCCACCUUCCACCGCACAUGCCUCCCUGGCCUCUGCUUCUCUGCAUCCUGCGACAGUGGUGGACCAUGAGUGACAACCUUCACAGUCAGACUGCCCAUCCAACAGACUUCUAGGAUAGGGCAACCAACCCUGGCUCAUCUCAUCUGCCGCUUGGUGCGUGUGCGUGUGGGUGUGCGUGCAUGUGCGUGUGUGUACGUGUGAAGGGGUGAGGAUCUGGCAGAUGCUGCCUCUGCCUGCUCUUCUGCGCCUCCUUUAUUUAAUUCAUGUUAUUUAUUCGUGGAGCUCAGUUACGUGGGGGAGACGCCCUCGCCUGAGCUGCUUGGGCCUGCGGCCAUCACUGCGUAGUCUCCUUUUCUUCUGACUGGAGACCCCCAGUCAGACCUCAAGCUCCUCCCUGUGUCUGCUGCCCCUAGAAGAGAAGAUGGCCAGUGCCUGAGAAGACAGUGCUUUUUCUACCCACCUCAUUCCACAAUCUCCAUCUCCUCCUGCACUGAUGGUGAGCAGUCCCUAAGCACUUUCUGGGACUAGAAAACUGCAGGGUGUCCACUGAGGACAAGAGACAUCCCAACAGUGUUGGGCCUGUGUUCCUGGUGGACAGAGACUGCUCUCCACUUUCUGGGCCUCUAAUAACCUCUUCUGGUCUCUUGGGCUCUUUUUCAAGGACUUAAAUGACUUCACCAAAACUCAGCCCAUGCUCUUCAGCUUUGGCAAGAACUCACAGCUUCCUAAACUCUGGCUUCCUGACCACCUUCCCAGCCCUUAGAUGGAAAUUAUGAGCCAACCAGUUGUAGCCAACUCAGGACCUGCAGGAAAUGGAACAGUAUUGAGACAUCAUGGACUGCCAUCGAGGGAAGUCCCUCCUCUGAGCCCCUUUGUUUCUCUCCCUCCAGAAGUUCCUAUGAUUGAGGAACUAUCCAACCAACUCCCCACCUUUUUCUUUUUGUUUUUUGUUUUUUUUUAAGUCAGUACUGGGGCUUGAACCCAGGGGCACUCCACCAGUGUGCUACAUACCCAGUCCUUUUUAUUUAUUUAUUUAUUUUUAUUUUAAGACAGGGUCUAAGUUGCCCAGGCUGACCUCGAACUUGCAAUCCUGCUUCACCCUCUGGAGUCACUGGAUUACAGUGUGCACCAUUGUGCCUGGUGCAACUACCAUGGCUUCUUCCUGCUUCCAUCAUUUUUCCCUCAGAUCUCAGUUCACACUGGGAGGGAUGUGCUUCUGGCUAAAUGAAGGUAUCCAAAUCUGCGGCUUUCCUCCUGAAUUUGGCCCAGGAGAUGGAGACCCAGGCAUAAUCAUUGCUAACCUUGCCUGAUACCCGUUUCUCAAUCACAUUUUGAGGGGACGGUUUUGUUGAAAAUUGAUCUGUUCAUUACUAUGUGUGCACAUUGGUCCCUUCCUCAGGAAGCAGUCCAAAAUGAGCCCAGUUAUCACAAGUGAUAACUAAAUUUCUAGCCCCCACCCCCCAAAAAAGUUAAUUUUCAUUGACUUUUUUUAAUCAUACAAAACUUUCACUCUUUAUUUGUAAAAAGCCUUUGCACAUAAGCCAUGCCACAAAAUUGCAUAGAGUUACUUUUUAUUAGAAAUUAUAUUUGAGUUAGAAUUGCCAAGUUCUAUUUCACAAGGACACUGGAUUCCUUCCCUAUGCUUUCCUGAUAUGCCUCUAGGAAAUGUGUCCAUGAGCCUAUGUCUGUCUUUUUUCAGACCUUGGAUUGACUCAAAAGAUGCUGAUAAAUAUAAAGAUUUCUUGCAGAAGAAAUUGUAUUUUUUCUGUAAACAUUUAAUAGUUUACUAUUUAAUUAUAUGUUGGUUGAAAAAAGAAAAUUCUCUGAUACUAGGGAUGGUAACACAAGUACAUUGACUUAUUUUUGAAGUCUGUAUUUUGGUGGAGGGGUGAUGCGGAAAUCACGAGAACAGACAAUAACUUAGGAUUUCAGACAGCCUCGCAGUGCGAGUCUCCUGUCCCUAGACUGUGAGCAGUUCCGUCACUGGAGUCAAGCAUGAGGCUGACAGAUAUGCUGCGGCAGGUGGCAGUGGGGGCUAUUCUCUUCCCUUCAGGAAAUAAGCCCUUCUUGUGCCACUCAAAUUCUCUGAACGAUGAUUUGGUUUGAUUUAACUCAAUUGUUGUCUUUUCUGCUGUAAUUACUGGACUAGAUGGUUGAGCCACUCAAUUGCCAUUUGUUCCUGUCCUUCAAGGAAAUCACAAUUUUCAUCAGAGCCCAAGAGAUUAUUUGAGACUCAGGAUUCAGAUCAGAGAUCUGGCUAUGGCUGGGACAGAAGCUGUGUGUAGAAAUCCCCAGGUGGCCUGGGCAUCGAGGGACUUCCGGGGCUGCUUGAGCGACCUCCCCCACUGACCUCUUUCUCGUUCGUGGAUGCAACAGCAUGUGUCACCCCAUUCAUCACUUGGACACAUUGACUCUGCAUUGUCUGGUCACUUGUUCCUCACAGUCUUAUAGCACAAUGUACCCACUUUUCCACCCCCAGUCUGAGGGCUGGGCCCAAGGUGUGGUCGGAGGAGGAGCUCCUGCCUGCAAUUUUGUGUACGUGUGUAUGUGUGUGUGUUUGUGUGUGUGUGUGUGUAUGUUUACCUGUACAGGACACACUACACUCAGCGUAGGAUAUGCUGGGAACAGGGCCACCGGGGUGGCUGUAUCUCAGUCUCUGUCUAUCUCCUUUCCUUUUGAUGUAUCAGACAUUUGAUUGACAAAAGUAAGGGCCUUGAUUAGGACCAAAUUUCCAUGUCUGUUGCUAUGGUCUUUAUUUAGGACAACAGUUAAUGCGGUGACCCAUUCUUGUCACUCUAUACAUAUGACUAUAUGGGACAUAUGUAAUAUAUAAAUAUAUAUAUAAAACAUUACCCUCUGUCCCCGUGGCUCAGGAUGGAGGCCUCUUUGUUGAACAGAAAUGCAUUGCAGCUCGGUCGGUCGGUGCUGCCAGCAGCCUGCAGGCCCCAGCCCUGUUCAAAUCAACAGUCGACAAUAAAGGAAUGAGUAUUGU
This is a messenger RNA of Sciurus carolinensis (gray squirrel), 6092 nucleotides long. RefSeq names its product kinesin family member 3C (gene Kif3c). The record is from RefSeq and is a predicted model, not a curated record. NCBI's taxonomy places the organism in Eukaryota, Metazoa, Chordata, Mammalia, Rodentia, Sciuridae. Gene Ontology annotation, biological process: microtubule-based movement; mitotic spindle assembly. Gene Ontology annotation, cellular component: spindle microtubule; nucleus. The transcript has 8 exons. Gene Ontology annotation, molecular function: ATP binding; plus-end-directed microtubule motor activity; microtubule binding. The coding region runs from base 798 to 3173 and encodes 791 amino acids.